Sardina pilchardus (European sardine) is the source of this 2308-nucleotide messenger RNA. Its product is annotated as tripartite motif-containing protein 16-like. Gene Ontology annotation, molecular function: zinc ion binding; protein binding. The coding region runs from base 49 to 1707 and encodes 552 amino acids. The transcript has 6 exons. The record is from RefSeq and is a predicted model, not a curated record. NCBI's taxonomy places the organism in Eukaryota, Metazoa, Chordata, Actinopteri, Clupeiformes, Clupeidae.
GUUAAGAGUGUCUUCCUAGAUUCGAAGUGUUUGUCGUGCUCAUGAAGAAUGGCAGAGGCGAUGUCUAUUAACCCGGACCUUUUUGUCUGUCCGAUUUGUUUGGAUCUACUGAAGGAUCCAGUGACUCUUAACUGUGGACACAGUUACUGCAUGGGCUGCAUUAAGGACUGCUGGGAUCAGGAAGAUCAGAAGGGAGUUUACAGCUGCCCGCAGUGCAGACAUACAUUCACCCCAAGACCUGUUUUAAACAAAAGUAAUGUUUUUGCUGAGCUUGUGGAACAGUUCAGAAAGACCAGAAUUCAAGGUACUGCUUCUCCUCAAUGUUUUGCUGGACCUGGAGAUGUGGAGUGUGACAGCUGCACCGGGAGAAAACUAAAAGCCGUCAAGUCCUGCCUGGUGUGUUUGUUGUCGUACUGUGAGACUCAUCUCCGGCGCCAUGAUGAACUAUUCUCAGGGAAAAGACACAACGUGGUUGAUGUCACAGGUCAGCUACAGGACAUGAUCUGCGCUCAUCACCAGAGGCUCCUGGAGGUCUUUUGUCGCACGGAUCAGAGCUGCGUCUGUUUGCUAUGUUUGGUAGAUGCACACAAAGGCCACGACACGGUCUCCGCUGCAGCUGAGAGAACGGAGAAACAGAAGGAGAUGGAGGAGACCAAGAGGAAACUCCAGCAGAGACUCCAGGAGAGAGAGAAGGAGCUGCUGGAGCUGAGGAAGGCUGUGGAGACUCUCAAGAGCUCUGCACAGACAGCAGUGGAGGACAGUGAGAGGGUCUUCGCUGAGAUGAUCCGCUCCAUUGAGAGAAGGCGCUCUGAGGUGACAGAGCUGAUCAGAGCUCAGGAGAAGGCUGAGGUGAGUCGGGCUGAAGGACUCCUGAAGAGACUGGAGCAGGAGAUUGCUCAGCUGAAGAGGAGAGAUGCUGAACUGGAGCAGCUUUCACACACAGAGGAUCACAUCCAUUUCCUCAAGAAUUUUCAGUCAGUCAGCCCUCUGUCUCAGUCUAAAGACUCAUCCAGCACCUCUGUCAGCCAAAGCUGGUCUUUUGAGGCUGUGAAGAAAUCUGUCUCCACACUGAAGGGGCAGCUGGAGGAUUUCUUCAAGCAGGAAGUCAUGAAGAUCUCUGCAGCAGUGUCUGAUGUCCAGGCUGUUUUGACUGAGCCAGUGACCAGAAAGGAGUUCUUAAAAUACUCCUGUCACUUCACACUGGAUCCAAACACAGCAAACAGUAACCUCCGUCUGUCUGAGGGGAACAGGAGGAUGGAGUGGAGAGAUGAGCUCCAGUCAUAUCCUGAUCACCCAGAGAGAUUUGCUUGGUGUUCUCAGGUGCUGUGUAGAGAGGGUGUGUCUGGACGCUGCUACUGGGAGGUGGAGUGCAGUGGGCAGGGGGUUGAAAUAGCCGUCUCAUAUAAAAGCAUCAGCAGGAAAGGAGCGGGUGCUGAGUGUGAUUUUGGACGUAAUGAUCAGUCCUGGAGUCUGCGCCGCUACAGCUCCAGCUCCAGCUCCUCUUUCUGGCACAAUGAUAAAGACACUAAACUCCCUCUAGUGGCCAGCUCCAGAAUAGGAGUGUAUGUGGAUCACAGGGCAGGAACUCUGGCCUUCUACAACAUCUCUGACACAAUGACCCUCCUGCACAGACUCCAGACCACAUUCACUCACACACUCUACCCUGGGUUUUAUAUAAACGCUAAAUCAUCAGUGAAGCUGUUAUAACACACACUGUAUAGUGCAGGAUAGAAAUGUAAAGAUCCCACAUACUGUACAGACAGAUGCUGUUAUCACACACACACACACACACACACACACACACACACACACACACACACACACACACACACACACCUCAUCAGCUGCCUGAGAUUCUGUGUUCUUGGGGAAAUGUGUUGAUGUGCCCAGUGUUUCACCCCUUCUGAUCCUCUCCCACAAUCCAUUUCCUCUCCCUCCAGCUCCCCCUAACCCUCCUUCCCCUCCCCCAGCUGUUCAGGCCUUUAGGCCCUCUGUGAUUAGACACACAUCUGAUGGAAAGUCUGAUAUGAAGCAAAUUAGAUUUCACUGACACAGGAAAUCUUUCCCAAUUUGUAUUCAACAAACUAUUACAAAAAUAAUGAAUAACAAUUGCCUCUACAUACAUGUAUUGUGUUUUACAAUGUUUUUUGUCAGAUUCACAUGUUAAUGUUAAAUGACUAAAUAAAUAACAAAUGCACACAUGAUCGCAUUUUCAGAAGUUAUUACUGAAUUUGUUUAUCUUAGGACAUGUGUGGAAAUGAUAACAAAAAAGAUCAUAUGAUGAAAACAAUAAACCUCUUGAAAGCAA